AUGAGGUACGGUUUUUUCUUGGGAUUCCUAGCGGUCGGGAUAUUAGCCCUCAAAAAGCCAGAAAAGGAUGAAUUCUACAAGCCGCCUCGAGGGUUUCAAGAUCGGCCGCUUGGCGACAUUUUGAAAAGCAGACAAACCCCGGGGCCAAUUCAGUCGUAUUUGGCGACAAUCGACGCUAUAACGUGGCAAUUGCUCAUCCGCUCCGAGGACUCCUUUGGCAAGCCCAAUGCCAUCGUGGCUACUCUUUUGGAACCGCGAGAUGCCGACCCAACAAAAGUUCUAUCCUACCAACCGUUCCAGAACUCAGCACUCAUCACGUGUUGUCCCUCUUACGCCAUGCUUGUGCCGUCGUUUGACACACUUCACAUGCAGGUUGAAUUGUCCUUUAUAGCCAUGGCCCUCUUUAUGAAAUGGUAUGUGGUCAUUCCAGAUUACCAAGGUCCCAAGCUGGCGUUCCCAGUCGCCAACCAGUCCGCUUUUGCAGUCUUGAAUGUCAUGAGAGGCGUGCAAACUUUCCUUAAUCAAAGCACCCUGUUUGCCAUGUUUGGGUACUCGGGUGGCGCGUUUGCAUCAGCAUGGGCCUCGAUCAAACACCCGAAAUAUGCCCCGGAAUUGAACAUUGUGGGCGCUGCUGUCGGUGGAUUGGUGUCCAACAUUAGUGCGUUGGUAGAAUGCGUCGACGGAGGCCCCUAUGCCGGCUUGGUGUUGAGUGUAUUGAACGGGUGCAGCAAUGAGUACCCCGAAUUUCGACUAGCGCUUCGAAAAUACGGCAUGUUUUUGAAAAACUAUUGCCUCAUGUCUGCCGCCGCUCAUUAUUUCGGCACAAGUUUCAAUAGAGACAUAUACCGCAACUUUCUGCGUGAUGCGGUGAUUACAUCCAUUUUCAAAAAAAACAGUCUCAUGGGAGAUGGCAAGCCCGUGCCCAAGAUGCCGAUAUUUAUUUACCAUUCUGCAAUUAAUGAAAUGAUCCCAGCAGCGGAAAUUAGAAAAGUUUUUGAUUAUUGGUGCGCCAACGGAGUCAUAGUGGAGUUUGCAGAGGACGAGAGCUAUAACCAUAUCGUUGAGGCAUUUGCGGGUGUGCCUGCGUCAAUGAUGUGGCUCAAAAAGAGGUUCGAUGGAGUCAAGAGCAAAGGCAAAUGUAUCUACACCUGGAGACCUUCCAAUUUUCUAUACCCAGGGACGCGCCGUUUCAUCAAGAGUAAGCUAAAACGAUCACUAGAGAUAUUUCUUUCGAAAUUGAACGUGUUUGAGUCUUUUACGACUUUCACGGAUACCAUAGUUACUGAAUAA
This is a messenger RNA of Lodderomyces beijingensis, 1290 nucleotides long. The record is from the annotation of a GenBank genome assembly. NCBI's taxonomy places the organism in Eukaryota, Fungi, Ascomycota, Pichiomycetes, Serinales, Debaryomycetaceae.